Messenger RNA from Aphanomyces astaci, 607 nucleotides. RefSeq lists its product as hypothetical. NCBI's taxonomy places the organism in Eukaryota, Oomycota, Saprolegniomycetes, Saprolegniales, Verrucalvaceae. The coding region runs from base 53 to 502 and encodes 149 amino acids. Gene Ontology annotation, molecular function: protein heterodimerization activity. The record is from RefSeq and is a predicted model, not a curated record. The transcript is spliced from 3 exons.
UAGGUUAGUACUGCGUUCCUUCCAGCAAUGAAUCAAGACCCACUACGAAGUUAUGUCAAGCGAGUGGCCAAGAACGACGAAGACCUCGGGCAACUGUCGGAGGUUGCGCUGCAAAGGCUGCGUAGGCCUCCAUGCACUCAUAAUUGACUUGACGUCGAUUGUAGGCACUGUCACAGAGCACUUCAUCGAUGAAAUAGGGGCACUUGCGGCGACUCAUAUGGCGAAGCACGAAGGAACUCCAUUGACAUCCGAUAUCUUGAAGAGUCUCGUACACGCGUCGAAGUCACAAACCUUCGAUCCUGUCCGGCAUGUGCUUGAUACAUUGACAAUCCCGCCGCACCGCGAAAAGCCGGUGAAGAAACGUGUCAAGGCGUCCUCUCCUCGUCGCGCCAAGAAGGUGGUGAAGCGAACGACAGAACCUAAAAAGGCGGCAUCCGUCGUGCAGCCCGCUCCUAGCGUAGACCUGAUUGAAGAAGAUGACGACUACGACGCCAGCGACUAAUAAUGUGCAUGCAUGCCUUCUUGGUCCUUCGUCGGCGUCGAGCCUAUCUAUCAUGCAUGUAUCCACCCGUUGUCACCGGCUCCACCGUCAUGAGAACGUUCCUUC